AUUCCCGUUGGAUGGCGUAUCGACCAAACUGUUCCCCCUCCCAAAGACACGGACACCUUUCUUCGUUCAUCUGGAGUCUUGAGCGCGGAAGAGCUUGCUUGUACGGAAGUUGAAGACAUCCAAGUCUUACUUGAGCAGAUUGCGACUCGAAAUUUGAGCGCAGUCCAAGUCCUCAAAGCGUUCGCGAAGCGAGCAGCCAUAGCCCAGCAGCUAAUGAAAUGCUGCACAGAGCUCAUAUUUGAAGAGGCUCUCAAACGAGCCAAGGCUCUAGAUGUCCAUCUAGAGCGGACAGGCUCCGUAGUUGGCCCAUUGCAUGGACUCCCGGUAUCACUCAAGAACAUAUUCGACGUCAAAGGGUUUGACUCUACCAUCGGCUGGGUUAACCUCAUUGGGAAGCCGGCGAAAGAAAAUAGCCUAUCGGACUCCUACAAUCACGUUUUCAAACAAUCUUUGAACUCACUCAACCGCGAACUGAUAUCUAGUGGCAGCUCAGGUGGCGAAGCGGCACUCGUAGGCUGUCACGGUAGUUUGGUCGGGAUCGGAACAGACACCGGCGGUUCCAUAAGUAUCCCAGCAGCUCUGCAGGGGUUUUACGGGCUCAAACCGACUGUUGGACGACUAGCAUUCGAGGAAUCGAGCAAAUGGGAAUUUAUCGCACCGCCAGUGGCUGGUCCUCUAGCAUUCAGCCUCUCGACAAUCGAAACCUUUAUGGAUGGCAUCUUGUCUUAUGAGCCGUGGCGAAGUGAUCCGACGUUGCUGCCUAUCCCGUGGCGCAAGGAGCUCGUGGCCAAGCCCGACAAGCCUCUCAAGAUCGGAUCUUACAUCAAUGACAACGUCGUCCGUGUACAGCCGCCUAUUGAACUUGCGGUACGGGCUAUCGUUGAUAGCCUCACAGCUGCAUGGCACACUUUGAUCGAAUGGGACCCCGCCUCGCAUGCUGAAGCUUACAAUGAUUGGACAACCGUCACAUUCGCUGAUGGCGGUGAGUCUCACCGGGUGCUGAGUGAGGCCAGCGGAGAGCCGUUAGUCAAAGGGCUUCUCGUUGGAACUGAAGAAGACAAACUCUCAGUUGCGAAGUCUCGCCAUCUGGCUGCCAAAAAGCUCAAGUAUGAGCAAGGAUACCUCAAGCGCUGGAACGAGGCAGGUGUUGACGCCCUCAUCACGCCGGUGGCACCCUGGGUCGGGAUGAGACCCAGAGUGUGGGCCAAGUCAAAGCCUCACGUCGGAUACACCUCGCACUGGAAUUGGCUUGAUUAUGCAGCCUUGACGAUCCCCGUAAUGCGAGCUGAAAGCGAUGGUGCCUCGAGCCAGCAGUGGACUGAUCAUGUCCCAUGUAACAAGAGCGAUGAGAUAAACUACCAGCUGUAUGAUCUUGAGCAGAUUCGCGGCAUGCCGGUUGGUGUGCAGAUUAUUGGAGGAAAGUAUGGUGAGGAAAACUGUGUCUCAGUUGCAAGAGUCGUGAAGGAUGCUUUGGAGGUCGAAACCUUGAAAAGCACAAAGCACAAUAUCGUAAUAUGA
This is a messenger RNA of Colletotrichum paranaense, 1518 nucleotides long. RefSeq names its product acetamidase. The annotation marks the transcript as partial. The transcript is spliced from 7 exons. The record is from RefSeq and is a predicted model, not a curated record. NCBI's taxonomy places the organism in Eukaryota, Fungi, Ascomycota, Sordariomycetes, Glomerellales, Glomerellaceae.